This is a messenger RNA of Geosmithia morbida, 1227 nucleotides long. RefSeq names its product elongation factor 1-gamma. Gene Ontology annotation, molecular function: translation elongation factor activity. The transcript has 4 exons. Bases 1 to 1227 code for a protein of 408 amino acids. NCBI's taxonomy places the organism in Eukaryota, Fungi, Ascomycota, Sordariomycetes, Hypocreales, Bionectriaceae. The record is from RefSeq and is a predicted model, not a curated record. Gene Ontology annotation, biological process: translational elongation. Gene Ontology annotation, cellular component: nucleus; cytoplasm.
AUGGCUUUCGGCACUAUCUUCACCAAGGGCACUGACAACCCUCGCACAACGGCAAUCAAGGCCGUUGCCAAGGCCAACGGUCUUGAGAUCAACUACGUUGAUGUCGAUUUCGCCAACCCUACCGCUGAGCACCUCAAGGCUAGCGGUCUCGGCAGGGUCCCCGCCUUCAUUGGUGAGGAUGGCUUUAUCCUGUCUGAGGCUAUUGCCGUCGCCAUCUACAUCACUUCCCAGAAUGAGAAGACCACUCUCCUUGGAAAAACCAAGCAGGACUACGCUUCCAUCCUGAAGUGGAUGUCCUUCUUCAACUCUGAGGUCCUCCCCUCUCUAGCUGGCUGGUUCCGCCCUCUCCUCGGCAUUGACCCGUACAACAAGAAGUCUGUCGAUGACUCUUCCAAGAAAGCCUACAAGGCCAUCGGCAUCCUCGAGGAGUACCUCCUCCGCCACACCUACCUGGUCGGCGACCGCAUCACCCUUGCCGAUCUCUUCGGUGCUGGUCUCAUCACCCGCGGCUUCCAGUUCUUCUUCGACAAGAAGUGGCGCCAGGAGUUCCCCAACACCACUCGCUGGUUCGAGACCGUCAUCAACCAGCCCAUCUACUCGGCUACUGCCGACAAGGUCGAGUUCCUUGACGAGCCCCGUCUUGUCAACCAGCCCCCCGCCAAGAAGCAGGAGAAGCCCAAGGCUGCCCCCGCUGCGGCCGCUCCCGCUCCCGAACCCGAGGAGGAUGCCCCCGCCCCUAAGCCCAAGCAUCCCUGCGAGGCUCUCGGCCGCCCCACCUACCCUCUGGACGAAUGGAAGCGCUACUUCUCCAACCACGACGAGAAGGACUCGAUGAAGUACUUCUGGGAGACCAUCCCCUUCGAGGAGUACUCCAUCUGGCGCAUUGACUACAAGUACAACGACGAGCUGACCCUGGUCUUCAUGUCCAACAACCUCAUCGGUGGCUUCAACGCCCGUCUUGAGGCUUCUCGCAAGUACCUCUUCGGCUGCGGCUCCGUCUACGGCGAGAACAACAACUCGGUCAUCCAGGGUGCCUUCGUCAUCCGUGGCCAGGAGUUCGAGCCCGUCUUCGAUGUCGCCCCCGACUACGAGAGCUACACUUUCAAGAAGCUCGACCCCAAGAGCGCCGAGGACCGCGAGUUCGUCGAGGCUCAGUGGCUCUGGGACCGCCCCGUCAUCGUCGACGGCAAGGAGUACCCCCACGCUGACGGCAAGGUCUUCAAAUAA